This is a messenger RNA of Psilocybe cubensis, 933 nucleotides long. RefSeq lists its product as uncharacterized. The record is from RefSeq and is a predicted model, not a curated record. The transcript has 4 exons. Gene Ontology annotation, biological process: mitochondrial phosphate ion transmembrane transport. NCBI's taxonomy places the organism in Eukaryota, Fungi, Basidiomycota, Agaricomycetes, Agaricales, Agrocybaceae. Gene Ontology annotation, cellular component: mitochondrial inner membrane. Bases 1 to 933 code for a protein of 310 amino acids. Gene Ontology annotation, molecular function: phosphate transmembrane transporter activity.
AUGUCUGCAGUCAAGUGGGACGCUAGAAAUCUCGGGCCUGUGCCCCACGACCUUGCCUACUACUCCAAGUGUAUGCUUGGUGGUGUCCUCGCCUGCGGUGUGACACACGCCGGCAUCACCCCUCUUGAUGUUGCCAAGUGCAACAUGCAGGUCAACCCCCAAAAAUACAACGGUCUUAUUCCUUCCCUCAAGACCCUCGUCGCCGAGGAAGGUUCCAAAGGAAUCUGGAAGGGUUUCGGUCCUACUUUCGUCGGCUACUCUCUCCAGGGAAUGUUCAAGUAUGGUCUCUACGAAGUCUUCAAGGAUUACUACAUGAACUUGGCCGGCGAGGAGCUUUCUAACAAGUACAAACCCGCUAUCUGGUUGGCUGGUUCCGCCUCUGCUGAAGUCUUCGCUGAUAUCGCUCUCUGCCCUCUUGAGAUGGCCAAGGUCAAGAUUCAGACCAGUGCUAACGGUACUUUCCCCACCUCGUUCGGCGCCGCUAUCAAGGAGAUGAACCGCACCAAGCUCGAGACCCGCUUCCCCUUCGGCUCCCUCGUUCCUCUUUGGUCCCGUCAAAUUCCUUACACCAUGGCCAAGUUCUUCUUCUUCGAAAAGAUCGUCCAGCUCUUCUACACUCAUGUCUUCACCGAGCCCAAGGAAACCUAUAACAAGGGCACUCAGCUCGGAGUCACAUUCGCUUCUGGUUACCUCGCCGGUGUUGUUUGCGCUAUCGUCUCCCACCCCGCUGAUUCCCUCGUCUCUCAACUCGGAAAGGCCAGCAACAAGGGCAAGUCUAUUGGUCAGAUCGUCGGAGAGGUUGGCUACGUUGGUCUCGCCACAAAGGGUCUCGGUACUCGUGUUAUCAUGAUUGGUACUCUCACUGGCUUCCAAUGGUGGAUCUAUGAUUCAUUCAAGGCUGCCAUGGGUAUGGGCACCACUGGUGGAAAGUAA